AUCUGUUCCUGUUUUUUUUUGGACAGGGCGUUGCCGCCCCACGCUCUACAUUGCUGGACACGACAUGCAUGGCUCUUCUCGCACCAGACAUACACGUAUAGGUAUUUUUCGAAUGUCGGAGCUUCCACCAGAUGAUGGUUCAUAGUUCAUCUGAAUUCAGGACCUGGGAGUUGCACUGUGGAUCCUGGUUUCCCGACCGCAGAUCUCUUCGCCGGGAGCUUUGGUCGGAAGGAGGGAUCCUAUACCUCCUGCCAGCCCCAGAACAGAGAAGGUCAUCGUACCUUACGCUGACUGAGACUUCACGAGUGAACCCAACACGAAUUGCUUCCCUCACUGUCACCGUCACCAUUCCGUGGGCCAGCUUGAGAGUUGCUUACCUCAGGGGCGUCUUAUUAUACGGAGGGCUUCGUACAGAGUUGUAUAUCCGUGGGAAGGGAGCGAUAAGAAGUGGGAUCCCCAGCGCAUCUGAUAAGAAGAGCGUAUUCGCACAAAUCCUCCGUCGUGAACGGCUUCAGAAGCCGUUUUACCUUAAUGUUGGGUCGUCCCAUCGAUCGUUAGGCUUCUUCUCCCGACCGAAUAUCUGCACCUGGGCAGACACCUCUCAGCUGUCGGGUGCAACCCCGCUCCGCUGAGCUCCGUCACUGCUCUGUCCAAGCACUUCCUCCCUUAUUAUUACCCGCCACCCACCUCCUCCGGAACAUUGAUUGUUGGAAA
Messenger RNA from Chaetomium strumarium, 714 nucleotides. RefSeq lists its product as uncharacterized. Lineage: Eukaryota; Fungi; Ascomycota; Sordariomycetes; Sordariales; Chaetomiaceae. The transcript is spliced from 2 exons. Bases 132 to 632 code for a protein of 166 amino acids. The record is from RefSeq and is a predicted model, not a curated record.